Messenger RNA from Phalacrocorax carbo (great cormorant), 2131 nucleotides. The record is from RefSeq and is a predicted model, not a curated record. Lineage: Eukaryota; Metazoa; Chordata; Aves; Suliformes; Phalacrocoracidae.
GCGGGGAGCGCCCCCCCGCGCCCCCCCGGCAGGAAGCGCCGCCCCCGCCCCGGGACACUCACCGGAGCGGUCCCGCGGCCGCCCCGGGGCGACAGAGGGCGGUACCGGAGCCCACCGGCGCGGUCCCGGGGCUCAGGGGUCCCGUCGCAGCGCCCGGAAGCGGCUCCCCCUCCCCCCCCCGUGGGUGGGUCCCCCCGCCCCGCCCCGCCCCGCCCCUUCCUGCGGGAGGAGCGAGCCCCGCCCCGCCCCGCCCCGCCCGGGACACGGCGCCCAGCGCGCCCCGGACGCCAAACCGGGACCCCUGGGACCCCGGGUCCCUCAAACUGGGGACCCCCAAACCCCCCCGUCCCUCAAACCCAGGACCCCUGGGACCCUUAAACCCGGGACCCCCGAGACCUCCAAACCAGGGACCCCUGAGACCCCAGGACCCUCAAACCCGGGACCCCCGAGACCUCCAAACCAGGGACCCCUGACACCCCAGGACCCUCAAACCCGGGACAUCUGGGACCCCCAAGAUGCCGGUACCCCCAAACCCAGGACCCUUAAACCAAGGACCCCUGGGACUCUGAGACCCCAGGACCCCCAAAUCUCCAGGACCCUCAGGACCCCCAACACUCCUCAGGUCACUCAUAGCUGGUAUCCUCAAACCCGGGACCCCCAAACCCGGGACCCCCAAACCCUUGGGACCCUCAAACCCAGGACCCCCAAACCUAGGACCCCGGUCCCUCAAACUGGGGACCCCCAAACCCUUGGGACCCUCAAACCCAGGACCCCCAAUGUCCUGGGACCUGCAGGACCCCUGACACCUCAGGUCCCUCAAACCUGGGACCCCCAAACACUUGGGACCCUCAAACCUGGGACCAUCAAACCCCAGGACCUUUGAAACCCAGGACCUUCAGGCCCCUGGGACCCCCCCAGACCCCUGAGACCCCCCCCAAACAUGUGGCCCCUGGCACCCUGGGACCCCCAAGCCCCUGGGACCCCAGGACGCCUGGCCCAUGACACCCUGGGACCCCCAAUUCCCAUGCCCCAAACUCGUGUGCCCCCAGACCCCUGCAGCCCCCCCAUCCUGGGGCAGGCCGUGGGGUGACGCCAGGGUGGGGCCCGCCCCACCCUGCGCCCCGCCCACCGCAGCCCCCCGAGAGGGCGGUCGCGGGCAUCGGGGCGCAUCUCCUGCGACGGGGCCUGGCGCAGACGGCGGCGACGACAACGACAUGGCGGGCGCUCCCCCAAAACGGGGCGCCCCGCUCCCCUUCCUCCUCAUCCUCCUCUGCCUCCUCCCAGGGUACCUCGGCCAGGUGUCGGCCCCAUCGGGGUGCCAGGGUGGGGGCUGCCCGACGCCCCCCGCCCCGGCGAAGGCGCGGAGCCCCGGCGAGGUGCGGAUGGUGGAGGCCGGCCCCGUGUCCCGCACAGCCACCGUCGGGGACCACCUGAGCCUGGAGUGCCGGUACCAAGCCCCCCGCGACGCCCGCGUCACCUGGUACCAGGUGUGCCCCCACCGCAACUGCAGCCAGGACAGCGUGCCCGUGCUGGACGGCCAGGCCGGCCGCCAGCUGCGGCGGGAGGAAGGCCUCGUCACCCUCACCUUCCUCCGCCUCGCGCACAACGACACCGGGCUCUACUACUGCCGCGUGGAGGCCGGCUGGGCCAGCAGGCAGUCCUGCGGCACCUUCCUGCGGGUGCGCGACCCCAUGGCCGUGCCCUUCCUCAACAUCAAGGAGUCCACCAAGAACCAGAUCAUCACGGCCGAGGGCAUCCUGCUGCUGCUCUGCACCGUGGGGCCCAGCAUCUUCCUCCUCUUUAGGCGGUGGGCCAACGAGCGGCUGCUGCAGAUGAAGAAGAGCGCCUACGAGGAGGAGAACCUCUACGAGGGGCUGAACCUGGACGAGUGCUCCAUGUACGAGGACAUCUCGCGGGGGCUGCAGCCCACCUACCAGGACGUCGGCAGCCUCCACGCCGCCGACGCGCAGCUGGAGAAACCCUGAGGGGGGGGUCCCGCGGGCCCCCCCAGCUCCCCGCGAGGCUUCGCUCCGUUAGCGCCUUCGUCAACGCGAGGCUCCCCCGCCGUCGUCAGCGCGACCCCGCCCCCGGGGGUGGGUGACGACCCCCCCAAUAAAGCUGCCGAGCUGCC